GCCGCCUGCAUCUAAUGACGCGCUUACGCAUUUCAGAAACUUUCUUCUUGCUUAUAUUCAUACAACCCUGUACCUGCGCAAGAUCUACCCUCCCUCAACCUUCACAACAUCUAAAAUUUACAACACGACCGUUCAUCAAUCCCGCGCUCCUAUCGUCUGUGAUUGGGUUCGGAACGCUAUUGAUGCUGUAUACAAUGAGCUUCAUAUUGGCACAGUAGCCCGCUUAGCACCCGUCUUUUACCAUUAUACGCCAGAAGAUGCAGUAAUAUGUGCUACGACUUGCAGACGCAUGGAUUAAUCAGCCUUAUGAGAGUCGGCGGAAAGGCUUGCCCGAAGCAGUACAGCUUCCGCAACAUCGAAUACCACCCAUAUCCCAAACUCCAGCCUCCACCAUUCCUUCCCCAACUCAUACACCCACAAUGCACUUCUCUCGCAAACUCGACAUCAUUGGCGUCCACGCCGAAGGCGAAGUAGGCGACGUCAUCGUCGGCGGCGUCCUCGACGUCCCCGGCGCAACCAUGUACGACAAGAUGAUCUACAUGUGGGAGAAGAACGACAGCAUCCGGAAUCUGCUGCUCAACGAACCGCGCGGGAGAGUAUCGAUGUGCACAAACCUCAUUCUGCCGCCGUGUAAUCCGAAGGCGGAUGCGGGACUGCUUAUCAUGGAGUCCGAGGAAUAUGUCCCGAUGUCUGGCUCGAAUACGAUUUGCACUGUGACGGCGCUGCUGGAGACAGGCAUGGUUAAAAUGGUGGAGCCGGUUACGGAAUUGGCGUUGGAUACGGCUGCCGGGCUUGUGACGGUGAAGGCAGAGUGCGCAGAUGGGAAAUGCAAGAGUGUGGAAUUCGAGAACGCGCCCUCGUUUGUCCUAGAUCUUGACAUUCCCAUCAACGUCUCAAAUCUAGGUACUGUCACGGUCGACGUAGCAUACGGCGGCAUGAUGUUUGCUUUUGUUGACGUGGCGUCCGUCGGACAUAAUCUUGAGGAUCACUACGAGAAUGGUGCGGAGCUUGUCAAGCUGGGUGAGAAGAUCAAGGUUGCUGUGCGCGAACAAUUUACGGCAGUACAUCCGGAGAACCCAGCGAUAAGAGGUGUUACGAAUGUUGUCUUCACUACCCCUCUGGUAGAAGAAGAGGGAGUGAAGGUUACGAAGAACGCUACCGUUGUCAUGCCAGGCCGGUUCGACAGGAGCCCAUGCGGAACUGGGACGUGUGCGCGUAUGGCGGUGCUGCAUGCUCGAGGGUUACUGGAAGUGGGCGAGAGCUGGGUGAACAAAAGUCCAAUCAAUACCGAGUUCAUCGGGUGGGUUGUGAGGACGGCGAAGGUGGGAGAGUAUGAGGCUAUCGUGCCGACUGUUAAGGGCCGUGGGUGGAUUACGAGCUUCAAACAGGUUGUGCUUGAUCCGGAGGAUCCGUUUCCGGAGGGCUUUAGGGUGGGUGAUGCGUGGUUGCCGGCGAAUCCUGGUGUGAAGGAGGGAGUUUUGAAAGCGUACAAAGGAUCUAGAUGAGGAGUCCUCACCGCACAGUUCUUGCUACAGAUCAUUACUCACAGCAUUCACAGAAUGGGCUUGAAGCCUUUCAUUUGGGGCAUGUCGGGCUUAUGCGGGGAGGAUACACAUGGAUGUAGAGUUUCCGCCGACAAAAGAUACAUUGGCCAAAGCACAACGUCUUACACAUCAUGUCCAAGCAGCUCUCAGUGGCAGUACAGUUUCGACAUGUAGCCAUGAAUUGAAUAAAAACGCUUUUCAACAUGC
This is a messenger RNA of Macroventuria anomochaeta, 1751 nucleotides long. Its product is annotated as proline racemase. Lineage: Eukaryota; Fungi; Ascomycota; Dothideomycetes; Pleosporales; Didymellaceae. The transcript has a single exon. Gene Ontology annotation, molecular function: 4-hydroxyproline epimerase activity. Bases 420 to 1505 code for a protein of 361 amino acids. The record is from RefSeq and is a predicted model, not a curated record.